Linum trigynum is the source of this 261-nucleotide messenger RNA. The record is from the annotation of a GenBank genome assembly. Lineage: Eukaryota; Viridiplantae; Streptophyta; Magnoliopsida; Malpighiales; Linaceae.
AUGCCGCGGCGCCACGCUCCACCACCACGCCUCGUCUGUCUUCCUCUUCGCCAGCAGCAGUCGCUGGCGCCGAAGGUCGGAAGGCAAAAGUUGAAACCCAGAGCCAGCAGCCAGCACGCCGCGUCGCCACGCUCAACCACCACGCCGCGUCGCUGCGCUCCACCACUACGCCUCGUCUGUCUUCCUCUUCGCCAGCAGCAGUCGCCAGCAGCAGUCCCUGCGCCGAGCCCUGUCUUCUUCUUGUCUUCACUUCGCCAUUAA